AAGCCCCUGGCCGGGCGCAGGCGCAGUGCGAGGCGCGGGGCGCUGCCCCCUAGCGCCGGGGCUCGUGGCGGAGGGGAGAUGCCGGGCGAGGAGGAGGAGGAGGCCGAAGCGGGGCCUGGGGGGCCUGCGGCCACCUCCCCCGCGCCAUGCCCGUCACCGCCGGCCGAGGAGUGGGACACGCGGCAGCGCUACGAGGAGCUCUGCGGCAGCCUCAACAUGGACGAGCGCGCGCGCGCAGAGGCCUGGCUCAGCUACCAGGGCAUGAGGCGCAACUACACCCUGGAGGGAAAUGAACUACAUUGGCUGGCAUGUGCUUUAUAUGUGGCUUGCAGAAAAGCAGUCCCAACCGUGAGCAAAGGGACUGUCGAAGGAAACUACGUAUCUUUAACUAGAAUCUUGCGCUGCUCAGAACAGAGCUUGAUUGAGUUUUUUAAUAAGAUGAAGAAAUGGGAAGACAUGGCAAAUCUACCCACACAAUUCAGAGAACGUACUGAGAGAUUAGAGAGAAACUUUACAGUUUCUGCUGUAAUUUUUAAGAAGUAUGAACCCAUUUUUCAGGAUAUCUUCAGGCAUCCCCAAGAAGAUCAACCUCGUCAACAGAGAGGAAGAAAACAGAGACGACAGCCUUGUACAGUCUCUGAAGUUUUCCAGUUUUGUUGGGUGCUCUUUGUUUAUGCAAAAGGUAAUUUUCCAAUGAUCAGUGAUGAUUUAGUCAAUUCCUACCAUCUCUUGCUAUGUGCUUUGGAUCUAGUGUAUGGAAAUGCUGUCCAGUGUCCAAACCGCAGAGAACUUCUGAAUCCUAAUUUCAAAGGCCUGCCUGAAGACUUUCAUAGUAAGGAUUAUAAACAGUCUUUGGAUCCUCCUUGCAUCAUUGAAAAACUCUGCUCUGUACAUGAUGGCUUAGUUUUGGAAGCCAAAGGCAUAAAGGAACAUUUUUGGAAGCCAUAUAUUAGGAAACUUUUUGACAAAAAGCUUCUAAAGGGAAAAGAGGAAAAUCUGACUGGAUUUCUGGAUCCUGGGAACUUUGGAGACAGCUUCAAAGCCAUCAAUAAGGCCUAUGAGGAGUAUGUUUUGUCAGUAGGAAAUUUGGACGAACGAAUAUUUCUUGGAGAAGAUGCAGAUGAGGAAAUUGGAACCCUCAGGAGGUGCCUAAACACACCUUCAGGAGUGGAAACCGCAGAGAGAGUACAAAUGAAGUAUAAUCUGCAGGAGCAUUUUGACAGAUCUAAAUCACUUAGAAUUACAACCCCACUAACUGGCCGCAGAUAUAUUAGAGAGAGCAACCCCUAUGUGACCCCUGUUUCCAUAGCAACAUAUAGUUUGAGCCGUCUUCAUACAAUGCUGACAGGACUGAAAAAUGCCCCAAGUGAGAACCUGGAACAAAUUCUCAGGGCGUGUUCCAGGGAUCCUACUCAAUCUAUUGCAGACAGAGUGAAAGAAAUGUAUGACAUAUAUUGUCAGUGCAUACAGUCUGAGGGAGAAUUUAGUAACUUUUCCAAAGAUGUUGCUAACAAGUACUUCCGUCUUGCUGAGGUUCUUUACUACAAGGUAUUGGAAUCUAUUUUAGAGCAAGAGAGGAGAAGAUUAGGAGACACCGACUUAUCUGCAAUACUGGAGCAGGAUGUAUUUCACAGAUCUCUCUUAGCAUGUUGCCUUGAGAUAAUAACUUUUUCAUACAAGCCACCUGGAAAUUUCCCAUUCAUCACUGAAAUGUUUGAUGUGCCUGUUUAUCACUUUUAUAAGGUAAUAGAGGUGUUUAUCAGAGCAGAAGAUGGUCUUUGCCGAGAGGUGGUAAAACACCUUAAUCACAUUGAAGAGCAAAUCUUGGAAAGCAUGGCAUGGAAAUCUGAAUCCCCAUUGUGGGACAGAAUCCGAGAUAACGAAAAUAGCGUUCCUACUUGUGAGGAGGUAAUGCCACCUCAAUAUUUUGAAAGGUCUAAUGGGAACAGUGUGGUAGGCUCUCCUUUGACACCAAGAAGGAUAAAUGAAGUUCGUGCUGAAACUGCAGGACUUGGGAAAGGUCUUUCCUCUUCUCCUACCACAUUGUAUGACAGAUACAGUUCCCCUACUGCCAACCCUACUAGGAGAAGACUGUUUGUUGAUGGUGAUAAUACCUCUGACAGUGGAACCCCUGUAAGAGUUUCUCAGCAGCCUGUGGUGAAUACUGUGCCAGUGCAGAAUGUGACACCUGAAACCAUGUCAGUGACUCCAGUGCCUGGACAGACAUUGGUUACAGUGGCAACUGCUACUGUAACAGCCAAUAAUGGGCAAACUGUUACAAUACCCGUACAAGGCAUUGCCAAUGAAAAUGGAGGAAUAACUUUCUUCCCAGUUCAGGUGAAUGUAGGUAGCCAGGCUCAGGCUGUGUCUGGUUCCAUCCAGCCUCUCAGUGCUCAGACCCUUGCUGGUACCCUUAAUACCCAGAUGUCUGGGACAGCCUUGCAGUUACCAGGCCAAGUUUCAGUUCAACAGAUUGCUUCUCCUGGUGAGCAAAGACAGAACCAGCAGUUUACAACCAGCUGUGGAAUUAGACCCAGGAAGACUGGAUCGUUGUCUCUCUUCUUUAGAAAGGUAUACCACUUAGCAAGUGUUCGUCUGCGGGACCUGUGUGUCAAACUGGACAUUUCUGAGGAGCUGAGGAAAAAAAUCUGGACCUGUUUUGAGUUUUCCUUGGUGCACUGUCCUGAGUUCAUGAAAGACAGGCAUUUAGACCAGUUGUUGAUGUGUGCCAUUUAUGUCAUGGCUAAGGUCACAAAGGAAGAUAAAUCAUUUCAGAACAUCAUGCGCUGCUACAGGACUCAGCCACAAGCUAGAAGUCAUGUAUAUCGGAGCGUGCUGAUAAAAGGUAGAAGACGCCGCCGUUCUGGAAGCAGCGAUAGCAGUAGUCAACAGAAUUCCCCAACAGAGAAAAGUAAAGACAAAACCAGCAGAGACUCUAGCCCUGUCAUGAGGUCCAGCAGCACACUGCCAGUCCCACAGCCAAGCAGCGCGCCCCCUACUCCUACCCGGCUCACAGGUGCAAAUAGUGACAUUGAGGAAGAAGAGAGAGGCGACCUUAUUCAGUUCUAUAACAAUAUCUAUAUUGACCAAAUUAAAGACUUUGUCCUAAAGUACUCUUCAACCACACAGAAUGAUGCUCCUCCACUCUCUCCUUACCCAUUUGUAAGAAUCGGCUCCCCCCGAAGAAUACAGCUGUCUCAGAAUCACUCAAUCUAUAUCUCACCACACAAAAAUGAGUCCACACUUACUCCACGAGAGAAGAUAUUCUACUAUUUCAGCAGUAGCCCAUCCAAGAGGCUGAGAGAGAUUAACAGCAUGAUUAAAACUGGGGAGACCCCAACAAAGAAGAGAGGUAUUGUCUUAGAGGAUGGUACUGAAUCACCAGCCAAGCGGAUUUGUCAGGAAAAUCAUACUGCUCUGCUGAGAAGACUUCAAGAUGUAGCAAAUGAUAGAGGUUCCCACUGAGUUUAAUCUAAUGUUCCAGAAAGAGAUGCUUUCUCUCCACUGCUCUCUGGCUAAUCUGUCUAGCCAAGAGGUCUUCAUACCCUCAAAAUACUCUGAUUCAGGAAGCCUCAGUGCAUCUCCAUUUUAUGUUACCAUCUUUUCAGCUAAUUUUUCUGUCAAAAGGUAAGAUGCUACCAUUUCCAGGCCUUUUCCGCUUCCACUGCAUUGACCAUUUGAACUGCCUACAUGGGAAUGACAACUGCUGCUGCACACAGUCUCCCAGCGGGUUAAAGCAAUUUUUCUUCUGGAGGCCAACCAUACGAAGUCACAUGAUGUCCAAACUCUAGGGCCACACCCACCAAAACCUCCUGUGUUAUGAAUAGGACAUAGAUGUAGAGCUGCAGACAGUUUGCAUAUGCUGUUUUUCUUGGUGCUUUACUACUAUUUUGUCAUAAAGUGUCCUCUGACUUGCAUCAUCAGACACCAACAGUGUUAACAGACAAGGUGCCUUGUUUGGACUUUCACUGGGAAAGGAUUUUGAGGGUAAGUAUUUUUAAGCCGUGAAGAGAAUCAGGUUCAGGAUGUUUCAUGUGCCUCCAAGAACAAUCAAGUGGUUUUGCUCUAAUGUUUGGGCACUUCACUUUAGGCCUACAUCAUUGUUAAUGCAUUUUGUUUUAGCUGUGCAAUGUGAACUUAUGUUCAAAGGGUGGCACUUUUUAUAGGGCUGUGAAGCUUUGUUUUAAAAAUACAGGUUAGUUGUGCUGUAUAUUUGCAAUUGCACUUUUAAAAAAAAAAAAUGUACAUAUUUUUCAAAUGGUCGAGACAAAGAUGUUUUCUGUAUUAAGUGAUCAAACUUUUGUAUUUAUUUCAAAAUAGCCAAUCUACAGCUCCCCUUCAGCAAGCAAGCGUGUAAGCAGUAGUAGGAAGCUUUGUAUAAAAUUAUUGAAAAUACCCAAGGUGAUUCUUCAGAUUAAGAUAGCCAAGAUUAUUAUAGUGUUCUCCCCCCUCCCCCCCUUGCAGCCAUCUUACCUCUUUAUACCCAAAAGGAGGUAGCACCUUAAGCUUGCAAAUGCAGUCAAAGAUCAUUUAGUUGGUUGUUCUGAAGCUUUUAGGCUAGUCCAAUAAAAAGAAAAAAAAAAAAUCAAGAUGUCCAGAAAAAAAAUUCCUUUACCACUAACAAGGAAUUUUGUACAUAGUUUUGGGUGGAAAGGCUUUUAACAUUUCAGCCUGGCUGGUAUGUUUAAUCUUCAUUAAUACUAAAUGUGUCCUACAAUUAAUGGAAAUGCAGAAUUGUGCAUCAUGUUGCCCACAAUGUGUAGCACUUCCAGGAUUCCUCAAUGUUCAAAAAGCCAAAAAGCAAGCUCAAUCUUGCAGUCAUUUAUGUUCAUAACAUUAAAUGAAUGGGAAAUUUUAGGGUCUAAUUAGCUAAAAUAAUGAGCAAGUUACUGGUUAACUUCCACUGGUCUUGUAUACGCAAAAAUGCUAGAAAGUGUUCUUGUAAAAAUAUAUUUAUGAGAUUGGUCAGACAGUUUUUUUCACUAUACUGUAACCCUACUUUAAGAUAUCACAAGUGUAUUUUUCAAUAAAGACCAUUUUAAAUGGA
Alligator mississippiensis (American alligator) is the source of this 5047-nucleotide messenger RNA. RefSeq names its product RB transcriptional corepressor like 2 (gene RBL2). Gene Ontology annotation, cellular component: transcription regulator complex; chromatin; nucleus. Gene Ontology annotation, molecular function: RNA polymerase II transcription regulatory region sequence-specific DNA binding. Gene Ontology annotation, biological process: cell differentiation; regulation of transcription by RNA polymerase II; negative regulation of G1/S transition of mitotic cell cycle. The transcript has 22 exons. NCBI's taxonomy places the organism in Eukaryota, Metazoa, Chordata, Crocodylia, Alligatoridae. The record is from RefSeq and is a predicted model, not a curated record. The coding region runs from base 79 to 3465 and encodes 1128 amino acids.